UAACAAUGCCUAACGCAUCCUUGCAUUUUUUUUUUACUCUCCUCAAUAGAUACUAAUCGCGGACACGGAUACUCGAAGCACCCGUAGACUCUAUUUUCAUCUUUUCCCUCUUCGUUACAACUCAUGUGGCGUGCGGAACCGAGGCUUGCCCCUGAAUCUGAGUUGGAUUCGUUCGUUGAUCGGCUAGCGACGAUCUGUACAUAUUCCUGUAGCUCUUUAUGUGUGUCUUUUGUCUUUCACCCUCCUUUCUGCACUUGCUGUCUGUCAUGUUGUCAUUUCCUGUUUCUUUUGUUUUUUUUCUAUAGUUCAAUCUUUAGUCUUUUGAUACCAUCUAUACGUCCGCAUGCACGACUUUUGUAUAAUUGUGAGAUGGUUGGUCACAUUUUUAAUAUAUUUAUUGGCCCAUGGACGCUGUAAUCAUCGGCGAAUGCUUAGCCCAAAGUCCGGGACAAUGCAUCACGUG
Messenger RNA from Gamsiella multidivaricata, 463 nucleotides. RefSeq lists its product as uncharacterized. The coding region runs from base 124 to 417 and encodes 97 amino acids. The record is from RefSeq and is a predicted model, not a curated record. NCBI's taxonomy places the organism in Eukaryota, Fungi, Mortierellomycota, Mortierellomycetes, Mortierellales, Mortierellaceae. The transcript has a single exon.